Columba livia (rock pigeon) is the source of this 578-nucleotide messenger RNA. RefSeq names its product cytochrome b-c1 complex subunit 10. Bases 22 to 324 code for a protein of 100 amino acids. Gene Ontology annotation, cellular component: mitochondrial inner membrane. The record is from RefSeq and is a predicted model, not a curated record. The transcript is spliced from 3 exons. Gene Ontology annotation, biological process: mitochondrial electron transport, ubiquinol to cytochrome c. NCBI's taxonomy places the organism in Eukaryota, Metazoa, Chordata, Aves, Columbiformes, Columbidae.
GACCAUGGGAGGGGUGUUGCCAUGUCAACGCCUCUUGACUCAGGCACUGCCGAGGGCAGCUCCGCACAGUGCGCAUGCGUGGAAGCGCUGCAGGGUCGCAAAGGCCCCUGCGGCCCGCACCUGCGCACUGGGGGUGACUUUGAGCGGGGCGGGAUGCUGAGCAAGCUGGUGGGGCCGCGUUACGUCCAGCUGCUCCAGAACUGGAUUCCCACCCUCAGUACGUGGGGUGGUGUAGCAGGUGUUGGUGUAAUAUGGGUCACAGACUGGAAGCUGGUGCUUCAAUAUGUUCCCUACAUCGGUGGCAAGUAUAAAACUGAAGACUAAGCUUUCCUCUCUUGGAAGUUUAUGGCUGGAUAGCGUGUUUUGGAGCCGUCCGUCCGCUGAGCCCCUGCUUUGAGGUGACCUUGCAACGCCCAGGACAGAUUCUGUGGCAGGUGAACAUGAACAAGUUUGGGAAAACAUUUGACUUCAGUGACCAGCCUGCCUGGUACUCGUCUUCUGAUCGCCUUCGCAGCAGAUCUUGUCCUCGUGGGAAUAAUUUAUAAACCUGAUAUACCAAAUAAACAAAGAGAAUGACA